Galleria mellonella (greater wax moth) is the source of this 968-nucleotide messenger RNA. RefSeq lists its product as uncharacterized. The record is from RefSeq and is a predicted model, not a curated record. The coding region runs from base 119 to 817 and encodes 232 amino acids. NCBI's taxonomy places the organism in Eukaryota, Metazoa, Arthropoda, Insecta, Lepidoptera, Pyralidae. The transcript has 5 exons.
UAUCAUAAAAAAAAAUAUUCGCCGAGCAAACAGUUUGAAUAUAGUUCGUUAACAAAAUUGUUUAAUAAAUAUAAAACUUGUGCAGAGACGAAAUAAUACGUAGUGAAAUAUUGUAGCGAUGCCGUUCAAGAGGCACCUGGACGAGUCGUUCCCCCGUGUGUGGGACCGCUGGGAGACGGACGGCAAUACUUGGACCAUAGAGGACUUGCCUCCUGGCGAUGAGGACGAGGCGAUAGAUAUAAUGCUCAAACAUCUAUGUCCCGACGAACCGUUGUAUAUAUUAAACAAGUUACUGGACGACCCAGAAAGUGUACAAGAAAUGUGCAAAACUUGGCGACUCUGCUUCAAACAGCGCAUUAGCCUCGCUUGCUACGUGGAGUCUGGAAGUGAAAGGACACUGGUAGCACUUAACGUGUGUACAGUAAAGAUGAAAGGGGAUCGAACAAACACAGAGGUACGAGGUGAAAACUACAAAAAUGCUCAGCAAACACGUUUAUACCUGGAGUCAAAAUUAGAUAUUCUAGAACAUUUGAAUGUGGACAAGGCUCUCAUUGCUAUGGGAUUGGUUGUACGAAAAGAGUACAGAGGAGCUCGGCUUGGAAGCAGACUUCUGGCUGCAAGAGAGCCUCUAUGUCGAUAUCUUGGCAUUAAAGCUACCGUAUCUACCUUUACCAGCAUAAUUGCCCAAAAGGUUGCAGUGCGAAGUGGCUUCACAACCAUUCUAGAAGUAUCCAUCAAAGAACUGAGCGAAGCAGGAUUGAAAUAUCCCAAGGAAGAUAAUAGGAUAAUCAAAAUAAUGAUGAAGAAAUAUGAAUGACGUCAGAACAAAAGAUCCUGAAAAAAAAUAUUACAUAUAUUUUAUGCUUAAAACGAAAUGACAAUUUUAUAUAAUUUAAAAUUGGACACCACAAAAAAAGAAGAUUUCAAUUGUGGCAAAAAAAUAUUUUAGAAUAAAUUAAUGAAUUGAA